Messenger RNA from Hippocampus zosterae (dwarf seahorse), 1758 nucleotides. RefSeq names its product calcium-dependent protein kinase 2-like. Gene Ontology annotation, cellular component: cytoplasm; nucleus. The record is from RefSeq and is a predicted model, not a curated record. Lineage: Eukaryota; Metazoa; Chordata; Actinopteri; Syngnathiformes; Syngnathidae. Gene Ontology annotation, biological process: intracellular signal transduction; peptidyl-serine phosphorylation; protein autophosphorylation. Gene Ontology annotation, molecular function: calcium-dependent protein serine/threonine kinase activity; calcium/calmodulin-dependent protein kinase activity; ATP binding. The transcript has 3 exons.
AUGGGGACGUGGCUCAUCAAGAAAAAGAGGGAAAUGAUUGACACUGUGUACGAGGUCAACCGAGUGAAGCCCCUGGGCUCGGGCUCUUCCGGGACGGUCUUCGUGGGGAAGCACCUGAUAACGGGCCAGAAAAGGGCCAUCAAGGCCAUCCCCAAGCAUCGGGUCAAAGACCCCAAAACUUUCAUGCAAGAAAUCACCAUCCUGCAGCGCAUGGACCACCCCAACAUCGUCAAGCUGUUCGAGGUGUUCGAGGAGACCGCCUACAUCUACCUGGUCAUGGAGCUGUGCACGGGGGGCGAAUUGUUUGAGAAGAUCAUCUCGCUGGGUCGGUUCUCGGAGCGGGAGGCGCAGGUUAUCUUCACGGAUAUCAUGUACGCACUGGCCUACUGCCACGACCACGGCGUAGUGCACCGGGACAUCAAGCCCUAGAACUUCAUCUACCUCAGCCAGGACCCCUCCUCGCCCAUGAAGGUCAUCGACUUCGGGCUGUCGCACCAGCUGUCCUCCCGCUCGCAGGUCAUGACCUCGGUGGUAGGGACUUCCUACUACAUCGCGCCUGAGGUGCUGGAGGGGUGCUACACGUCGGCCUGCGAUAUAUGGUCGGCAGGGGUGGUGCUGUACAUUCUGCUGACCGGACAGCCCCCUUUCGACGGGGAGAAGGACACUGACAUCAUCGAGAAGGUCAAGACUGGCACCUACGACUUCAAGAUCCCUGAGUUCCGGCAUGUGACGAGGGACGCCAAAGACCUGAUCUCGAAGAUGCUGGUGAAAAACACAAAGAAGAGGCUGACGGCAGGCUAGGUGCUGGCGCACCCUUGGAUCCGCAGGCCGCUGGAGGCAGGCCCAACGACCAUCAACUACGACUGCCUGCGUUCUUUCGCGGACUGCACCAAACUCAAGAAGAUCGUGCUGACCUACAUCGCCACCCAGCUCGGCGAGAGCGACAUCGAAGAGCUGUCAGUGAUGUUCAAGAAACUAGACGUGAACGGAGACGGAGUGCUGUCCAAGGAGGAAGUGAUGAACGGCCUGAGGGGGCUCAACAAGUCCAACCAUGAGAUCGAGAGGACUAUCAACGGCCUCGACACGGACCGGUCCGGGGUCAUCGAGUACACCGAGUUCAUUAGCGCCUGUCUGGACAAGCAUUACUACCAGCGGGAGGAGACCCUGAUCAGUGCGUUCCGGAUGCUAGACGAGGAUGGCAACGGCCGCAUCAGCCGACAAGAACUCAAGAAGGCCAUCGAAGGCGAACCCUCGGUCGACUCCCGGUCCGAAGAUUUCUACGCCUCGAUCAUCCGGGAGGUGGACCUGGACGGGGACGGCCAGAUCAGCUACACGGAAUUCAUCUACUACCCCGGCUGCCAGGCGUUCUUCUGCUGCGAGCUGGAGGAGUGCGUCACGGCGCAUCGCCACACCCUCGGCAUCAGUGUGGUUGAUGUCGAGGAGCUGAGGACCAGCUGCCAGGCCCUCCGCAGCAAGACGCUCGAGGUGGCGGACCGCACCUACGAGGAGGUCGACCAGCUGUUCGACACGCUCAAGGAGGCCAUGAUGAUCAAGAUCGACGAGCAGAAGGACCAGGCCUACUUGCUGAUCGAGAAGAUGACCUUCCACCUUGAGGAGAACAGCACGGCCAUCUCGGCCAACCUGGCCGCCCUCGAGCGCAGGGACUUCGCGGCACUCGACCAGCCCACCCUGCUGCUCAUCAUCAACAGUCUCCAGCGCCCCCAGCAGGAGGACGAAAUCCUCAGCCGGUUCGACUAG